AUGGAUCCAUACGGAAGUUCCUCCCUCCCCCUUCUCCAUCAUCCAUCUCGCCGCCCUCUCCAGCAACCAAGGAAGUUCGCCAUGGCUGCCCGCAAGCGACCUGCUGCCGUCCUCGACGCCGGCCACGGCCACGCCACGGCUCAACAUCAACAAUCGCCGACGUGCUGCAAGAGGAGCCGCGCCUCCAUCGGGAGCACCGACGACUACGAGAAGGUGGCCCGCCUAGGCAAAGGCGGCUUCGGCGUCGUCCACAGGAUGCGCCACCGCGUCACCAAAAAGAACGUGGCCGUCAAGUUCCUCUCCUCCCCCGACGUCGAAGAUCUUGAGCGGGAGGCGCGGUUCCUCGAGGCCUGCGACGGAAACCCUUACGUCGUCGGCUUCGAGGGCCUGCUGUGCGACCCGGCCACCGGCGACACCGCCGGCCUCGUCAUGGAGUACGUCGAGGCGUCGAGCCUCCACUCUUUAUUGUGGGACAGGCGCAGCGACCCGCCGCUCCCGGAAUCCACGGUGCGCGACUUCAUGUGGAAGCUCCUGACCGGUGCGGAAAAGAUGCACGGGCACGACCGCCACAUCGUCCACCGCGACAUCAAGCCUGGCAACAUCCUGGUCGGGAAAAACGGGGAGCUCGUCAAGAUUUGCGACCUCGGGCUGGCCAUGUCCAUGUCCGACUGGCCGCCGUACAACCGGGCCGGCACGACGUCCUACAUGGCGCCCGAGAUGAUCCUUGGCAAGAAGGACUACGACGCGCAAGUGGACACGUGGUCCAUCGGCUGCGUCUUUGCCGAACUGCUCACCGGCAAGACGAUGUUCAAGGGCUACCUCGAAGAUGACGACGAAGACAAGACGAAGAAUGACAUAAGGCAGCUGUGGAGCAUCUUCUGUGUGCUCGGGAUGCCGGACGAGAGGACGUGGCCAGGGUUCACCUCGCUGCCGCUCACCGCCGAGGCGCUGAGACGGCUGCCGGCGGGGUGCAAGUACAGCCGGCUGCGGUAUUCUUUCCCUGAAGACAAGCUAUCCGAGGAAGGAUUUCAGGUGUUGCAAGGGCUCCUCACAUGCAACCCCGAGAAGCGGCUGACGGCAGCCGCCGCGCUGAAGCACCCAUGGUUCGAUGCUCCUCGUUCCGCCGCUGCCGCCGCCGCCGCUGCGAAGGUCGACGCUCUGUCGUUUCCGAAAAAGAAGACACCAAGGAUCAAGUUCAUCCCGCCGGCCAUGCCCCAGAAGAAUCUACUCAAAAUCCCACUGGCCGUGUGGAACGCAGCGCAACGAGUGUAA
Messenger RNA from Triticum turgidum subsp. durum (durum wheat), 1272 nucleotides. NCBI's taxonomy places the organism in Eukaryota, Viridiplantae, Streptophyta, Magnoliopsida, Poales, Poaceae. The record is from the annotation of a GenBank genome assembly.